AUGUCCUCACCUGCGGAGGAUCGAUUUAGUGGGAUUUAUCAACACAAUGUCUCGACGGAUUCCAGUCUGACCGAGCUCGGCUCGCGAUCGAACGUCUCCCAGGACACAACACUCGGCGAUGAUAAUAGCUCUGGUCGCACGCCAACUCCGGAGUUGAAGGAUGAGAAAGGACAACCCCAAUAUUUUAUAGAUGAGAAGGGGGAAGAGCGGGAAACGGUACCCGACGAUGAUCCGCUCCUUCGAGAUAUCCCGUGGGCGGUUCGACGGGUGGUGAGCCUGGAGGACGACACAACUCUACCUGUUAUUACUUUUCGAUAUUUCUUUCUCACGUUCCUGUUCGUCGUACCUGGAGCAAUCCUCGGCCAAAUCGUUCAAUACCGAACCACAUACGCGCCUUACUCAAUAUUCUUUGUACAGAUUGCUUCGAAUUAUGUUGGGGAUUGGCUUGCCAGAUUUCUACCUGACUGGCGGGUCCGGAUACCAUUUUCCAAAUGGAGCUUUACACUUAAUCCAGGUCCCUUCAGCGUCAAGGAACAUGUCAUGGUAGUUAUUGCAGCAUCAUCUGGUGCUACUUAUAACCUCGCCUACGCGCCUAUUUCGAUGUCGGAGCUUUACUUUGAUAAGAAGAUCCACCCCGCCAUUGCUCUCUUCUUCAUGUGGGCGGUUGUGAUAAUUGGGUAUGGUUAUGCAGCAAUUGGGCGUCAUUUCUUGGUCUACGAUCCCCAAUAUCCAUGGUAUCAAGCCCUGUGCCAAGCCGCGUUGUUUGAGACCCAAACGAAACAAAGGCAGUCGCCUUCCCCGGUAUCCAGAAGGCAGACGAUGGUUUUCUUUAUGGUUCUUGGUGCCGUCACCGUCUGGCAGUUCUUCCCGGAAUUUAUAUUCCCUAUGUUGCAAUCGUUAGCCUUUCUCUGCUGGGUCGCCCCCGGCAAUGAAGUCGCAAACUUCAUCGGCGGAGGCUUAGGUGGUAUGGGAUUCCUGAACCUGUCCCUCGACUGGGCCAAUAUCAGUGGUUUCAGUCAGAUGGGAAGCCUGUUCUUGACGCCAUGGUGGACCCAGGUUAUCGUUUUCGUCGGAUUUGUAGUAAACUGCUGGGUUCUUCUCCCCCUCUCAAAGUGGGGCGGACUCACUUCAUGGAAUCAUCACCUCAUGUCAAAUCGACUAUAUACUGAAAACGGCACCUCUUAUCCAAUCCUGUCCAUCAUGACCGAUAAGCCAGACCUCAACGAGACUGCGUACGCCGAAAUUGGUCCUCCCUUCGUAAGCGCCCAGCUGCUUUGGGGAAUGUUCUUCGACUUCGCCACUUAUACUUCGGCGUUGGUUUGGAUGGGCAUCUUUGGAUUCCCGCUACUUAAAUCUAUCUAUAAGAAGUACCGAGAACGAUCUCAUAAUAACCACAAGCUAUCGGUAAAUGAGCAAUACACAGACCAGCUCAAUGUGCUUAUGCGGUCAUACAACGAAGUGCCUCUCUCAUGGUACAUGGCUCUUAUUGUAAUCUCAGCCAUCAUCCUCUUCACCACUGUGGGGAACUCAGAUCUGUAUAUUCCUUGGUGGACGAUAUUUGUAGCAAUGGGAACUGGAGCUCUUGUGGUUGUGCCUCUCGGGUGGCUUUUUGCAGUAUCUAAUUUCCAACUCGUUAGUACCCAACUCGAAGCCAAGUCUUUCUAUAGGAUGCAAAGCAGACCUAUCGGGACUGUCAAUGAACUUUUCUACGGAUUGAUGGUCAACGCCGUUUCCGGGUACAAGAACCCAGUCGGCGCUUUUGUUUACAGCACCAUUGCUGGAGAUGCAUGGUAUCGUGCCCAGAUUAUGCUCCAGGACCAGAAACUGGGGCAUUAUAUGCACAUUCCGCCAAAGGCCCUCUUUUUCUCCCAAAUAUUUGGCUCCGUGAUCGGGGUGCCUAUCAAUUACGCCGUUGUGAGAUGGGUACUGGACACAAAGGCCGACUUUCUGUCAGGGGCGAAAAUCGAUCCCACACACCAGUGGACAGGCCAGUCCCUUGCCUCCUCACUAACUAUUGGAGUUCAAUAUGUUUUGAUCGGCCCUAUCCGAUUAUUUCAGACUCCGUUGUACCGAAUAAUUCCAUGGGGGUUUGUCCUCGGUGCUGGCACUCCCGUUGUACUCUACGGCCUACAUCGGUGCUUUCCUCGUGCCAAGUUCACCCUAUGGAACAGUACUAUUUUCUAUUGUACGCUGGGGUCGUUCUGGGGUAACGUAACGUCGGGCACCACAUCGAGCAUCAUCGGCGGCUUCUUCGUCAUGUACUGGGCAUAUCGGCAUCACUACGAGUUGUGGGCGAGAUAUAAUUACAUCCUCGCCGCUGCGUUUGAUGCGGGAUUCAAUCUCAACUUGCUAAUAAUAUUCCUCGCCUUUGGAGCCGGGAAAAUUGUGACGAUGCCCAACUGGUGGGGGAAUAAUGAAGAUUCGGUCGAGCGCUGUUUUAGCAUGCCUAGUGAUUAA
Messenger RNA from Venustampulla echinocandica, 2457 nucleotides. RefSeq lists its product as uncharacterized. The transcript is spliced from 7 exons. The coding region runs from base 1 to 2457 and encodes 818 amino acids. The record is from RefSeq and is a predicted model, not a curated record. Gene Ontology annotation, biological process: transmembrane transport. Gene Ontology annotation, molecular function: oligopeptide transmembrane transporter activity. Lineage: Eukaryota; Fungi; Ascomycota; Leotiomycetes; Helotiales; Pleuroascaceae.